UUGCCUCGCAACAACUUCCGCGUCCCCUCCUUUCCCCGGUCACUAUGAUGGUGUCAUCACCGCGCGCCGGAAGCGGCGCACGUGGCAGCAUGGAGGAGCUGGUGUCGGGGCUGCACCAGGCGCGGGCCGUGCGCUUCGGCGACUUCGUGCUCAAGAGCGGGCUCCGCUCCCCGGUCUACAUCGACCUGCGCGUCAUCGUCUCGCACCCGCCGCUGCUCAACCAGGUUGCAGAUCAUCUGUUCCAGACUGCCAAAGAUGCUGGAAUCAAGUAUGACUCAGUAUGUGGAGUCCCAUAUACGGCGUUGCCUUUGGCUACUAUUAUCUGCUCCACCAAGCAGAUCCCAAUGCUUAUACGGAGGAAGGAAGCUAAGGACUACGGAACAAAGCGUCUGGUGGAAGGUACCAUUGAGCCAGGACAAACCUGUUUGAUCAUUGAGGACAUUGUCACAAGCGGAUCUAGUAUCUUGGAGACGGUAGAGGUUCUUCAGAAAGAAGGGUUAAAAGUCACUGAUGCCAUAGUGCUGUUAGACAGGGAACAGGGGGGGAAAGCCAUGUUAGCAGAAAAAGGAAUUCACCUGCACUCUGUCUGUACCUUGUCCACUGUGCUGGAAAUUCUCCAGAAGCAAAAGAAAGUUGACUCUGAAAUGGUUAAGGAAGUGCAGAAAUUCAUUGAGGGUGCAGUCUUCAAACCAGCACAGCAAAACGGGAUUGCUCCCGGAAAAAGACUGUGCAAAGAAAUGACCUUCAGCGCUCGUGCUCAGCUGCCUGGGAUUCAUCCUAUUGCCACAAGACUCCUCAACCUUAUGGAGAAGAAACAAACCAACCUGUGCCUUUCUGCUGAUGUCACAGACUCCAAGGAGCUUCUAGAAUUGGCUGCUACCCUAGGUUCCAGCAUUUGCGUCUUAAAGACCCAUGUAGAUAUCCUGAAAGAUUUCGCUCCAGAGGUAGCAAAGGAAUUGAGAGCUCUUGCAGACAAACACCAGUUCUUGAUUUUUGAAGACCGGAAGUUUGCAGACAUUGGAAACACUGUGAAACAUCAGUAUGAAGGUGGCAUAUUCGAGAUCGCUUCCUGGGCAGAUUUUGUCAAUGCUCAUGUGGUCCCAGGCUCUGGAGUUGUGAAAGGGCUGAAAGAAAUUGGGCUUCCUUUGCAACGAGGCUGCCUCUUGAUUGCCGAGAUGAGCUCCCAAGGAUCGCUUGCUACUGGUGACUACACCAAAGCUGCAGUACAAAUGGCAGAGGAAAACUCAGACUUUGUUUUUGGAUUCAUUGCUGGCUCUCAAGUUAGUAACAAACCAGAGUUUCUUCAUUUGACUCCAGGCGUCCAAUUGCAAGCUGGAGGUGAUGCCCUUGGACAACAGUACUUAAGCCCUCAGGAAGUUAUUGGCAACAGAGGGUCUGACAUCAUUAUUGUGGGACGUGGCAUCUUAUCUGCAUCGAAUCGUCUUGAAGAAGCGGAGAAGUACAGGAAGGCAGGAUGGGAGAGCUACUUGAGCAGACUUGGGGUUCACACACAAGACUGAUCUGAGCUUGAGUCAUUCCAGUGAACAAAUUAAUCCAGCGCAUUCAAGAAGGCACUUGUAUUAUUUGAAGAAGGUUCUCCAUGGUUUUUUAGAUGGGGAGUUGUUAUUAAAUCAAUGGAAUAUUUUCUUUUAAGGAACAAAUCUGCUGUUGACUAAAUAUGUAAUGAUCCAUAUAUACAGUCAUGCCCAUACUGAAGGAUUUAUUUAAAAAUGUAAAAUCAAAAGUCACUGCUUGGCUUGGAUUUCCAGCCAAUCUGAAACUAGACUACUUGCUGCUUAGUUUAGACAAGAGUAAAUGAGAACACUCCAAGGUGAACUUGCAUAGUUAUCGUAGUCCUCUUGUUUUUCUUUUGGUUGUGAGAACAGUGCAGGGGCAGUUCCUUCAGUACUGUGCUACUACGUGGACCUUUCAGUGCUCAAACGCAACCUACCAUGUUCUAAUUCUCACCAUGCGAAGUGCAGCAAUGUGCAGUUUAAUAAACGUUUUCAGCGAGUCUUCCUAAA
Alligator sinensis (Chinese alligator) is the source of this 2024-nucleotide messenger RNA. RefSeq names its product uridine monophosphate synthetase (gene UMPS). The record is from RefSeq and is a predicted model, not a curated record. Gene Ontology annotation, biological process: 'de novo' pyrimidine nucleobase biosynthetic process; 'de novo' UMP biosynthetic process. Lineage: Eukaryota; Metazoa; Chordata; Crocodylia; Alligatoridae. Bases 45 to 1520 code for a protein of 491 amino acids. Gene Ontology annotation, molecular function: orotidine-5'-phosphate decarboxylase activity; orotate phosphoribosyltransferase activity. The transcript has 6 exons.